This is a messenger RNA of Camelina sativa (false flax), 1012 nucleotides long. Its product is annotated as mitochondrial import inner membrane translocase subunit TIM17-3. Lineage: Eukaryota; Viridiplantae; Streptophyta; Magnoliopsida; Brassicales; Brassicaceae. The record is from RefSeq and is a predicted model, not a curated record. Gene Ontology annotation, molecular function: transmembrane protein transporter activity. Gene Ontology annotation, cellular component: TIM23 mitochondrial import inner membrane translocase complex. Gene Ontology annotation, biological process: protein import into mitochondrial matrix.
GAAAAUCACAGAAGCUUGUGAGAUUAGUCACAAAAAGUGGUUCGGUUCGGUUCGGUUAGUGAUACAAGAGUGUAUUCGAUUUUGUUUUUUUAUGGUCGACAAAAUUGUAACACUCAGCUCAGGCAAGCACAAACAUUCUUGUUCUGCCCCAAUUGAACGGACUGGGGGAAUUUUGAAAUUAGACAACCUUUUAAGUUUACACUUUAGUCGUUUAUAUACUGCUACACCCACCAAUUAGGGGAGGGCGAGGGAAGCUACCAAGGGACUUGAGUGAGGAUCUUAUGUUGUUGAUGUGUUGACCCAUAAACCCUAAUUUUUGGGGGGUUCUGUGCAGUCGCGGAGUACGCACGACUCCAUUUAGCAAGAGAAGUCAAGGUUUUAUAUUUGAUUGAUGGAAACCCAUAAGGAAUCUCGGGAUCAUCAUGGCCUUUAUCGUGUAGUCAAUGAUGUCGGUUCUGCAUUUGGAAUGGGAGCUGUUGGAGGUUCUGUAUAUCAUUUCGUAAAAGGGGCAUACAAUUCCCCAAUGGGAGCUCGUUUGGUCGGAGGAGCACAAGCAGUCAACAUGAAUGCUCCUCGUCUGGCAGGCAGUUUUGCUGCAUUUGGUGGCUUGUUCUCUGCAUUUGACUGCACACUGGUGUACAUCAGGAAGAAGGAAGAUCCAUGGAACUCCAUCAUAGCAGGUGCUGCUACAGGAGGGUUUCUUUCUAUGCGGCAAGGGAUUGUUGCAGCUUCUAGAUCUGCGGUUAUGGGAGGGGUUUUGCUUGCUUUGAUCAAAGGGCCUGCGUUAAUGAACAAGUAGUAAGCUUUUUGGGUUUGUGAUUGAUCACUGAUGAGAGCCUCGCUCUCACUCUUUUUGGGUUGUGUUUUGAUGAGUUUUCUAAAAUUAUGUCGUUUCCAUCUUCGUGGUCCUUUAUAAAAAUACUCCGAAAUUGCUAUUUCAUCAAUAUUUACAGAUUUAUCUUCCAAUCAUUUUUGUGUAAACGUCAUCAAAGAGAUAAUUUUGAAUCGUCAA